Aspergillus ibericus CBS 121593 is the source of this 1219-nucleotide messenger RNA. Its product is annotated as putative aspartate aminotransferase. Gene Ontology annotation, molecular function: L-aspartate:2-oxoglutarate transaminase activity; pyridoxal phosphate binding. The record is from RefSeq and is a predicted model, not a curated record. Bases 65 to 1219 code for a protein of 384 amino acids. The transcript has 4 exons. Gene Ontology annotation, cellular component: cytosol. Gene Ontology annotation, biological process: L-aspartate biosynthetic process. NCBI's taxonomy places the organism in Eukaryota, Fungi, Ascomycota, Eurotiomycetes, Eurotiales, Aspergillaceae.
CUCAUUUUACUUUAUAUACGUAUAUUUCUGCUCCCUUCUCAACCGUAUUUCUCUGUCUUAUACAAUGACAUCGUCCUCCCUAUUCAACGACGUACCUUGCACCCCCCCAGAUGCCAUCUUCGAGCUCACAGCACUCUACCGGGCAGAUUCCGCCCCACACAAGGUGAAUCUCGGACAGGGCACCUACCGGGACAGCGAGGGCCACCCAUGGAUCCUGCCAGCGGUGCAGGCAGCCAAGGCACGUCUCCAGGACGCCGACCACGAGUAUCUGCCCAUCCUCGGACUCCCCGCUUUCCGCACGCUGGCGUCGGCUUUGGUGCUGGGCGAUGAGUCUUCUGCCGUGCGCGCCAAACGGGUGGCCUCCUGCCAGGCCCUAGCCGGCACCGGGGCCCUGCAUCUGGCAGGCAAACUACUCCACCAGACCCUGGGGGCCGCGAAUCCCGUGUACAUCACGACACCCAGCUGGUCCAACCACCAGCAGGUAUUUGAGUCCGUAGGACUGCACGUACGCGAGUUCCGCAACACCUCCACUACGGACGGUCGCCUGGACCUCCCUGCAGUGCUGGCCGCCCUGCGCGAGGCACCCCCCCGCAGCAGCUUUGUCUUUCACGCCAGCGCCCACAACCCGACUGGCUGGGAUCCUAGCCCGGAGGCAUGGCGGGAGAUUGGCCUCCUCGUGCAGCAGCGGCAGCUCGUACCGGUCUUCGACGCGGCUUAUCUGGGACUCACCUCGGGGGACUACGCACGUGACUGCUUUCCCAUUCGGCAUUUUGUCGAUGAUCUUGCCCUCGAGGUGAUGGUCUGUUUGUCUUUUGCGAAGAGCAUGGGGAUUUAUGGCGAGCGGGUCGGUCUGUGUGCUGUUGUAACGCGCACCAGUACCGUGGCUGCGGCUGUCGAGUCCGCUCUGGCGCAGCUCAUCCGCGCGGAAAUCUCCAAUCCGCCUGCAUUCGGUGCCCGUGUUGUUACUGCGGUGCUGGCGGAUGAUGCUCUCCGCGCUGAGUGGGCGCGUAAUCUCGUCACCAUGCACAGCCGUCUGGUGGACAUGCGCUGCCGGCUGGCUGCGGCAUUGCAACGGCGCGGCACGCCGGGAAACUGGACGCGCAUUAUUGAGCAAAAGGGCAUGUUUACGAUUCUCGGGCUGACCUCCGCUCAGGUCCGUCGUCUACAGGGCAAUGUGGAGUAUGUGGCGGAAUGCAUUGAUCGAGUCGUGCGGGGAUAG